This is a messenger RNA of Symbiodinium natans, 297 nucleotides long. The record is from the annotation of a GenBank genome assembly. Lineage: Eukaryota; Dinophyceae; Suessiales; Symbiodiniaceae.
AUGCCGCCCACGUACCCGGUGAGCAAUAGCGCCCGCCAGCUUGCGGACCUCGGGCCCCCCCUGCCAUCCAAUGCGACGGUGGAGGAAUGGCACGAGUUCUUCGUAGGCUCGACGAAAUUGCCCUUGGUGCUCCUGGCCGUGGGGGUGGCCAUGGGGGUGGUCACCUGCCUCUGCAUCUUCGGGCACUGCGCCUGGGAGCCUCAGUGGAUGCCUACGUCUCCCAUCAUCCUCCUGGUGCUCUGCCUUCUCACUGCCCUCUCCUCAGGAGCUUGGGGAUAUGGCCCGAUUGUCUUCUAG